CUCAAAACUCGGCUACCACCAUCCCUCUAUAAGACCUACUACUAACGUAGCAGGAAUACGAUCCGGAAGACUCUAGCUAAGUAUCUUACUUGCUAACGCCAUUAUUCCCUAUGUCAUUUGGGGCUAAGAUGCGAUGCAUUUUGGCCUUGGCGGUGUAUUCGUCUUUGAUGACGAGCUGGAUCUGCAGAUCCUCCUUCCGCCGUCGAAGAUCCCACAAGCCAUAAAUCUCCUAGCUUCAACGUAUUCCACCAUGAGCCACGAGGAGAUUGAUGACGAAAAGGCACACUUUGUCGCCAAAAGAGAGGCCUAUCUCGACUACACACUUGCCUUUCGCGACCGUCCCAACGACUUCGCCCGGAUUAAAUUAUCGCAAAGGAGUACCGAAGCUGAUCCUUCUCACGUCCUUCUUAUAUCCAAUAAAAUAUUUGACUACUCUCUCGACGACACUGUCCAAAUCCUUUUCCCACACUGCCCGAAGCUCCCAUUCCCAUCAGUACCAGCCCUCGUCCGUCUCAUGCCCAUUCAUAUACAGAAAUGGAUCGACGUGGGCUAUACCCCUCAAAGCUGGUCCUUUAUCUCGUUGCGUCUCUGUUUAUUGGAGCAAGCCAUCAAUUUCUCUUUUCCCAAAGAAGUGGAAGAGGAGUAUGACAAUGCCGAUCAGCUGCCGACGACGUUGAAGAAGAUGAUGAGUGGCCUCGAUGAGCGUCAGAAGGGUUGGAUUUAUGAUCUUUUUCUCAUAGAGGGAGAGCCGGGCGGGACGUCUAGUGACUCUGAUGACGAGAAGGUCUGGGACACUCUCUUUACCCACUGUUCACCUUCAAUCGCAAAGUCCGACUCCCAUGGCAGUCAUGACAGCGGUAUCAGUGGCCUCUCAGGAAGCUCCGGGAAGAAAGCACCAAUCACUUUCAAAGAUGAUAUCGGAGUCGCUGAGAGUGAGUUUCUACUUUAGCAAGACUACCAACAUCAUGCUCUGGAAUGCAGGUACCCCUCCAGAGCGAGAACACUAUUGAGAACGAGUCUUGUUUAAUUCCAGUGAGAUAGAUAUGUAUAGCGUCAUGUACCAAAGCUUCUGAUGGUAUGGGUUCAUAGUAGCACUGUAACAGACUGAAUCAACAAUUUACUGAUACUUGGUGCCAAAAUACCAGUGCACGGGUCACUUCUAU
Molecule: messenger RNA, 1163 nt
Organism: Desarmillaria tabescens
Lineage: Eukaryota; Fungi; Basidiomycota; Agaricomycetes; Agaricales; Physalacriaceae
Exons: 1
Coding region: 134-949 (271 amino acids)
Source: RefSeq, a predicted model, not a curated record